This is a messenger RNA of Plasmodium knowlesi strain H, 1122 nucleotides long. RefSeq names its product KIR protein. Lineage: Eukaryota; Apicomplexa; Aconoidasida; Haemosporida; Plasmodiidae. The transcript has 3 exons. The record is from RefSeq and is a predicted model, not a curated record. Bases 1 to 1122 code for a protein of 373 amino acids.
AUGACAGGAACAGUAGAGGGAGAGGAAGACACUUUGAAGGACUUACCUUCUCAGAAGGUUUACGAAGAAUUAAGUGGAAGCAAGGACGAAUGUAUUGGGGAGCAUGGAAUAGAAGAAAUGGAGAGGAAGUUAACGUCAUACGUCGAAAAUAAGGGCGACAUGGACAGAAUUAAAGGUGCGCUGUGCCAUGUAUAUAAAAUGGAAGAUAAUAAGGACGGACGAAAGAAGAGUGAUUACUGUAGUGCCCUCUACUAUUGGGUAAGUGAAAUAGUAUGGAAAAUAUAUGAAAGCGACACAAAAAGUGGGAGUUCCAAAUUCGAUCAUGCUAUGAAUAAAUAUUGCACUGAAAUACGGGAUAAGGAAGGUGAAUAUGGAUGUAAGCCCCCGGAUCCCAUUACUGACCCUAAAAUUCGUGAGGCAAUGAAAAAAUUAUUCGAUUUUACAGUGGACAAGGAAUUUAUAUGUACAGCGUCGGGUGGUGCAGACACACCUGAUGGUGGAAUAUAUGGAACAUAUCUGGCAGGAGUACGAAGUGCCUACAGUCAUAUGCAACCGGAAUGUAUAGGAAAGGGCGAUGGGGAAGGUUGGUGUGUAGAUUUUACACUAUGGUAUGGGCAUCACAGGGAGGAAGGGACACUGCAGUUAAAGUGCAAUGGAAUACUUAAACCACAAGUUGAGGAACCUGCAACACCUGGUCAUUCGUUCUCUAGUAGUGUCAAUGACAUCAGCAGUGGUAGCACUGCCACCAUGGGCUCCGCCGUUGCCGGUGGAUUAGUUUCUGUAGCCUUACCAACCAUCGGUUUCUUUUUAUACAAAUAUACUGAUGUAUUCUCUGGAAUAAAAAACUCCCUCUUUGGUGGCAGUAAUAGGAAUAGGGGAAGAGGAAGAAGAUCUACUUUUCGACACAGUAAUCAACACUUUGAGGACACACUCACAGAAAAUGAUUCUUCCACCCUGGGUGGUGGUGGUGGUGGGGAAUCGUCCACCUUAGGUGGUAGCUCCACCGAUAUUUCUACCAUAUAUAAUGAUGAUGAUGGAGGACGACGUCGACCAUCAUCACCCCCAUCUAGGAAACCAUAUCAUACACGACAAAGCAGAAAUAUACGUUAUGGACGAAUAUAA